AUGGCAGCAGCUACAAGCUCCUGCAAUGUGAAUUUGGGAGCGAAAGGAAAAGGGAACCCAAAACAGCCCUUUUCUUCCUCAAAAUCCUCUCAGCUUCUCCUCUCUUCAAACUUGACUUUUGCUUACAAGAACACUAAAGAUUGCCUUCCUCCGCAUGCCCAUCAAACCCAGUUGUCCACUCGUUUCACCAAAACCAACAAUUCAGCUUUUGUUGUGGCAUCAGCAAAGCCAGAGCCUUUGAAGAUAAUGAUAUCAGGAGCUCCCGCUUCUGGUAAAGGUACUCAAUGUGAGCUCAUCGCUAAGAAAUACGGUUUGGUGCAUGUUGCUGCUGGAGACCUGCUGAGGGCAGAAAUUGCUUCGGGAACUGAAAAUGGGAAGCGAGCAAAAGAAUACAUGGAGAGAGGACAGUUGGUCCCAAAUGAAAUAGUUGUCAUGAUGGUGAAGGAGCGUCUGCUGCAGCCAGACUCUCAAAAAAAUGGUUGGCUUUUGGAUGGAUACCCGAGGAGCUUAUCGCAAGCAACUGCUCUUAAAGAAUUUAGCUUCCGACCUCAUCUUUUUAUUGUCCUAGAAGUCGACGAAGAGAUUCUUGUUGAAAGAGUGGUUGGACGUAGGUUAGACCCUGUUACUGGGAAGAUAUACCACCUGAAGUAUUCUCCCCCAGAGACUGAAGAAAUUGCUGCCAGACUCACCCAACGUUUUGAUGACACUGAAGAAAAGGUGAAGUUGCGCUUGCAAACUCAUCAUCAAAAUGUGGAGGCAGUACUUUCAAUGUAUGAAGACAUUACACUCAAGGUUGAUGGAAAUGUUCCGAAAGAAGAUGUGUUUUCACAAAUUGAUGGUGCUCUAUCAAAAUUACUUAUGGAUAGUAAGUUCACUUCGGGAUCUCUGGCUGCAUAG
Molecule: messenger RNA, 897 nt
Organism: Dovyalis caffra
Lineage: Eukaryota; Viridiplantae; Streptophyta; Magnoliopsida; Malpighiales; Salicaceae
Source: the annotation of a GenBank genome assembly